AGGAGGAUGCUGCGGAUCCACCAAGAAGGACACCAUCGUGGGCGGCUGGGCGUGGGCCUGGUGGUUCGUCACCGACGUCCAGCGGCUGUCGCUAGAGGUGAUGACGCUGAACCCGAUGUGCGAGAGCGUGGAGACGGCGCAGGGGGUGCCGCUGACGGUGACCGGCGUGGCGCAGUGCAAGAUCAUGAAGGCGGACGAGCUGCUGCAGACCGCCUCCGAGCAGUUCCUGGGCAAGACCGUCAAGGACAUCAAGUCCACCAUCCUGCAGACGCUCGAGGGCCACCUGCGCGCCAUCCUGGGAACUCUUACCGUCGAGGAGGUGUACAAAGACCGCGACCAGUUCGCGUCGCUGGUGAGGGAGGUGGCCGCGCCUGACGUGGGCCGCAUGGGCAUCGAGAUCCUGUCCUUCACCAUCAAGGACGUGUACGACGAGGUGCAGUACCUGGCGUCGCUGGGCAAGGCGCAGACGGCCGCCGUCAAGAGGGACGCGGACAUCGGCGUCGCGCAGGCUAACCGCGACGCUGGCAUCCGGGAAGCAGAAUGUGAAAAGUCAGCCAUGGACAUAAAGUAUACGACUGACACGAAAAUUGAGGACAACUCUCGAAUGUUCAAGCUGCAAAAGGCCAACUUUGACAAAGAAGUCAACACCGCUAAAGCGGAGGCACAGCUGGCCUACGAGCUGCAGGCAGCAAAGAUCCGCCAGCACAUCCGUAACGAGGAGAUCCAGAUCGAGGUGGUGGAACGGCGCAAACAGAUUGAGGUUGAAGCGCAGGAGGUGGAGCGCAAGGAGCGGGAGCUCAACGCCACUGUGCGUCUGCCUGCCGAGGCGGAGAGCUACAAGGUGCAGACCAUCGCAGAGGGCAAGAGGACCCAGACUGUGGAAGUGGCCAAAGCAGAAGGAGAGAAGAUAAAGCAGAUUGGAGCAGCAGAAGCAUAUGCUAUAGAGAGUGUGGGAAAAGCAGAGGCUGAGCGCAUGCGUAUGAAGGCAGCUGUCUACAAGCAAUAUGGUGAUGCUGCCAUCAUGUCCCUCGUAUUGGAUGCCUUACCUAAGAUUGCAGCAGAGGUGGCAGCUCCACUGGCAAAGACAGAGGAGAUUGUGCUGCUCGGUGGUGAGUCAAAGGGAAUAGCUGAGGUAACCAGACUGGUUGGGCAGAUACCACCUGCAGUGCAUGCUGUAACAGGAGUGGACCUCUCAAAGGUCCUAAGUAAGGUCCCAGGUGCUAAAUAAUACAGGGAGCAAACCAGCUGCAUAACUGCACCGUACAGUGAUUCUCAUUAAGAUAGAAUCUCUACUUCUUUUAAAUUUCUGAAAACAAGGGAUCAAAAAGAAGUAAUGGGAAAGUUUAUUAGAACUCUAAACAUAAGCCUUCUUCCUCAGGUAUUUUGUCUGGCGCCUAGAUGAAUGUAAAAUUUAUACAUCCUAAUUGCUUGCUGUAUGUACAUCCAUAAUUCAAAUUAUUCAAAAGUAUGUCUACAAUUACAAAAGACAUUGUGUGAAAUAUUUUUAUUUCAAAAUUAUUACACGGUUUGUUAUAGUAACAGACCAGUCUUUCAACAGCUUAUCCAAAUCAUGAAGCACAAGUUUCUAAAUACUAAAUGCCAAGCAAAAAUUCUUAUGAAAUUCCCAUAUUAUCUGUUCUUAUUCAUAUCUCUCUUGAAAACUGAAUAACACAAGUAAAAUCUGACAUUUAAUCAUGAUUAUCAAAUUUUCUAAUGCUACAUGCAAAAUUAGCUUCAUUAUGCACCCAUAUGAUAGACUGUUAUAUAGAUUCUCGUGGAUGAAUGCUCAUUGUUUUCAUUUAUUUUGUUAUGUUUGUGCCUGAAAGGACUGCUCAAAUUUUUAAAUUGUACUUCAGCUGCUGUCACUAUUGCAGCACAUUUCAGAAAGUUAAUCACAUAAUUAAUCUAUGCUUAUGGGCACAUUAUGACUGCCCCCUUUUAGUGAGCAUAAUUCACACAGAGCACUCAUCACAGUUUUUUCCCUACUGCCAGGCUGUUAUGUGUGUAAGAUUUCAAUUUCAAGGACUUAACAAGUAGCAGAUGUUUUGCAGAAAUAGUGUGCCUUUAUCCCUUAAAUAAUUUAAACUGAUAUAUUUACUUUCUUGUUCACAAAGACUCCAUUUGUUCCAUACUGAUAACAGUAGUAUCAGGUACAUCAACAAAUAUUUUUAGCAACUUUCUGGAAGUCUGUUGUAAUAAAUUAGAUAAUAAUACUUUCUUGUGAAAUUUUUAGAAAAAAAUUGCGCAGUAUAUUUUUACAACUCUAAUUUUUUCAAAGAACUUUGUUAUUGGUAAAUUUCCUCAUAAAAUGUUUGUAACAUGCAUAACAUACACUUUGUGCUAUUAUGAAUCUUUCCAAAUUCUUGCAGUAUUUUAUGUGCAAGUUCAUUGAAAGUACUUACUGUUUUUUUUUUUCUGGUGUGACAUGUACAGAGGUAUAUAUAUAUAUAUAUACAACAGCAGUAAAUAAUGAGACACUAUUGCUCUCUGGAAAACUGCUUAUUUCAUAAUGAAAUAUUAAAAGCUAUAUCACAAAAUUGUAAAAAUUAUGUUUAAAAGACUUAAUAAAUGGUAAUUUUAUCAUGGCUCACUUAAAAACAGCUACUGCUUUUUUAGUAGUUAAACACUCCGACAAAAAGUAAAUGCAUUUGAGGUGGCUUCAUCACUCUCUUUAUGAACUGUUUACUCAUCUCUAUCAAUGCAAAACACUAAUGAUUGAUUUAUACUAUGAUUUUAAUAGAUUUAACAAAAGCCUUGUUUUUAUCAUCUGUAUGGAGAGAAAAAUAGGUUGAUGUUAAGUCCUUGAAAAUUAAGGUUUAUCUCCUGGGCAUAGUGUGUAAGGUUUUAAUUGUUAGAAGUGCUCUGUUUGAAUUAUGUUAAGAUUUGUAAAGAAUUUAGCUAAGAAUAGUAGUAUGCCUUCCAAGGCUAACAAAAUUGUUGACGAGCACUGCCACAAGUUAUAGCUUUUUCUGGAUUCAUAUUAUUCAGCAGCUACUUUUCUGCUGUUACUGCAUGAAGUGAUGGAUGCAUUUAUGUACCUUAUUCUAUAAAACUGGUGAAACAGCUGCAGCACUGCCUACUAAAGUGAUGCUUAUUUUCCUGUGUGUAUUGUACAGUCACAAAACUUCGGUGCCUACAGCUUUUAUUUUGAAUAUCUGAAGACAAUGACAUGAACCAAGAAAAUGUAUAUAAUGGAAUUCAACAAUAAGUAAAAAAAAUGAGAAAUAUAUUUCAGACAAAAACAGUCACUGAAAAUGCAGAUACUAAAAUUAUUGCCAAUUAUGAUGUUGGAAAUAAGACAUUUAGUGUAUAUUUUUAGUAGGAGGAAAAAUGUACAUAAAAAGUAGUACUAAAAUUUUAUAUACACAUAUUUUCAAUGUAUAGUUAAUAACUUAAUUUUUUUAAUAAACAUUUCUCUCAGUAUGGAAUCAGAUAAUUGCCAAAUACAGUGUACGGUCCUUUUUUUUAAAAAAAAAAUUAGUUGUUCUAUACUGCUGAUGAUAUUAAAAUACAAAGAAAAUGUAACAAAUAUUUCAGUAUAAUACUCAGACGCCUUCCUGUACCUUCAAGUAGAUACAACUUUAGUCUUGAAGAAACUGUAUAUUUUAUGUUAAAAGCUGGACUAUAUGUAAUUGUAUUUGGAGAUGAAUAUUAUCUGAAGUCAAGAAAUAAUGUAAGGCUGCAGGAUGUAAGAUUUGUUUGUAUUUCAUUGGUCAUCUAGAGAUGUUAUAAGCCAAAAGAUUGUAGGUAUUAUUGGUGUUUUGUAUUGCAAGCAAUAAUUUUUAUUACACUGACAUUAAUUUUUCUGUCUAUACCUUCAUGGACACUUGAGCCUGAUUAUUUUUGUAUAAGCUCACAAACUUUUUCCCACUUCCAGCCCUUGGCUCCUGUAUUUUUAUUUUCGUGUUUUAUUCAUUUCCUGUUAUCUGUACCAGAAGCAUGAGACAUACAAUAAAGAUACAAUGUGCAUAAUGAAGAA
Molecule: messenger RNA, 3979 nt
Organism: Schistocerca cancellata (South American locust)
Lineage: Eukaryota; Metazoa; Arthropoda; Insecta; Orthoptera; Acrididae
Gene: Flo2
Product: flotillin-2
Exons: 8
Coding region: 101-1228 (375 amino acids)
Biological process (GO): regulation of myoblast differentiation; protein localization to plasma membrane
Cellular component (GO): plasma membrane
Source: RefSeq, a predicted model, not a curated record